Dermatophagoides pteronyssinus (European house dust mite) is the source of this 1680-nucleotide messenger RNA. RefSeq names its product Autophagy-related 4b (gene Atg4b). NCBI's taxonomy places the organism in Eukaryota, Metazoa, Arthropoda, Arachnida, Sarcoptiformes, Pyroglyphidae. Gene Ontology annotation, biological process: protein processing; mitophagy; aggrephagy. The record is from RefSeq and is a predicted model, not a curated record. Gene Ontology annotation, molecular function: cysteine-type endopeptidase activity; protein-phosphatidylethanolamide deconjugating activity. Gene Ontology annotation, cellular component: cytoplasm.
AUCCCUUUGUUUUUCAUCGAAAUCCGGUAUUAAUUAAAAAAUGAAUCAUUUAAUAACGCAAUAAAUUUGCUCAAGGAAAUAACCAGAUGACCUGAUUGUUGAUUUGUAUCUAAAAUUUUAUUUAUUAAAAAUGGAAGCAGAGGCAAGACGUAGCAGUAUGACAUUACAACAAUAUCAACAAGCAACAAAUGAAGAUAAAAAUAAUCUUAAUAACGGAUUUGGUCAUUAUAAUAAUAAUAAUCAUCAUCAUCAUCGUUUCAAUCCUCAUCAAAAUCGCUGCAAUCCAACAUCAAAAAAACGAUCAUCUUCCUCGACAUCAACCAUAUCUCUAAAUUUGUCAAAUCAACAUCGAUCCUGUGAAUCGAUUAACAAUCAUCAUCAAAUCCAAAGUUCCUCAAACUCUAACACCAGAUCUGCGUUUUAUUCAAUGUGGAAUACAGUAAAAUAUGAAUUCAAUCACCGAUUUCGGAAUAAAUUUAAUUUCAAUUCACCAAUAUGUGUUCUUGGUCAAUUGUACUAUAGCAAAAUGUCUGAUUCUGUAAGCCUAUCGGAUGAACAAAGUUCGAAUCUCUAUGCAUAUGAUAAAUUCAAAAAAGAUUUUUACAGUCGUAUAUGGCUAACAUAUCGACGUGAUUUUCCUCCAUUACUGCAAACACCGAUUACCACCGAUAAUGGUUGGGGUUGUAUGAUCCGUUCGGGUCAAAUGAUAAUGGCACAAGCUUUUCUUACACAUUUUCAUGGUCGUAAUUGGCGAUGGGAAGGACAAGAUGAUCUAAUACAUCGAAUGAUAAUUAAAUGGUUUGCCGAUGUGCCAGAUCGAUCUACAAGUCCAUUUUCUAUACAUGAAAUCAUACGACAAGGGCAACUUUUGUUUGGUAAGAAUCCAGGAGAUUGGUUUGGUCCUGCAUCCAUAUCGAUCAUAAUGAAAAACCUGUUGGAAGAUGCCGCCAAAGAUAAUUCAUUGCUAAGUGAUAUUUGUUGUUUGAUUGCACAGGAUUGCACCGUUUAUUUACAGGACGUUGUAGACUUGUGUCAGAAUGAAAAUAUACGUUCGAAUUCGAAAGCAAUUCUUGAUGAUGAUUCGAAUGAUCAAUGGCGUAGCAUAAUAAUAUUGAUACCUGUACGUUUAGGUGGUGAUGAAUUCAAUAAAUUUUAUUCACCAUAUUUGAAACAAAUAUUAUCAUUAUCUUCAUGUUUGGGCAUAAUCGGUGGUAAACCACGGCAUUCAUUAUAUUUUGUGGGCUAUCAAGAUGACAAAUUACUUGCUAUCGAUCCACAUUAUUGUCAGAAAAGUAUUGAUGUUGGUUCAAGAACAAAUUUUCCAUUAGAAAGUUAUCAUUGCAUAUCACCAAGACGAAUUUCUUUAACAUCAAUUGAUCCAAGCUGUACGAUAGGUUUCUAUUUAAAAACUAAACAAGAUUAUGAUGAAUUUAUAAAUUUUUCUCAACAAAUGCUUGAUCAUUCAUAUAAAAGUGGUGGUUAUCCAAUAUAUUCAUUGGAAUCAAAUCGAUAUGAAUAUCAGAUGAAUGAACCAUCAUCAUCAUCAAUGGAUCGAAUAUUACGAAUGGAAUAUAGACUUGUUGAUCGUCAUGGAAAUGUACAGAAAUUAUCAUCCGAAGAUUUUGUUGUAUUAUAAUAAAAAGCGAAAGUAAAAAGCAAAUCAUCGUGAUAGAAUAAUAU